UCUAUUGACGUAGAGAUUGGGAGGGGGUGGGGUGAGAGAGAGACUGAAUUCCCGUUCCAAUAUUCCAUUGAACAGUACUACUCUAUUUGUUUUCUCGAAUUCCAACCAUUCCCUGCAAAUCCACCAUUAUAUCACUGCAACUUCCCCCUUUUCAUUCUCCAUUAUAAACAUAAGGAAAACGGACACCUCUCUCUUUCUCUUUUUCUUUCUUUCUCUCUCUCAGGAAAGCUCUCUGAUCCCUCUGCAUCCUUAAAUACUCAACUUCCCCUUUUCACUAACUUUUCCUUCAAAGCUUCGUCCCCAGAACACUCUGUUACCUUCUUUUUCCUGCAUUUUUUUUUUUUAUCUGACUACGAGUCUCUGCAAUUUCCUUACCUCUAUGUAUGCAUUUCUUCUUGUUUCCUAUCAACCCUAGAGGCAUCCCUACUAAAAAGCCUGUCUUCUCUCUCUGUCUAGGUCUCUCUCUCUGCCCCCCCUCUCUCUCUCUCUCUCUCAACACCCAUGCAGUGCAAAUCAUAAGCCACUCAUGAUAUAAUCACUAGUCACAAUUCAAAACUCAAAAAGCCAUUCCUUUUCACCUCUUCUCAUAUCCCUCAGAGUUUCAUCCCAUUUCUUUCUUUCUAUCUUUUCUUUUCCUUCUUUGUCUUCAGCCUCUAUGUAUCCCUAGUGGAGUUGAUUCAUCCUUCACUUCUUCUUUGAUUAGAAACCCAGUGGGUCUUUGACUAGACUACUUCCCCACGAUUCUUAUGUUCUUUAGCUCAAACCCUAUAAUGGGAACCACAUCACCCUUGCCUGAUCUCUCCUUGCAGAUCAGCCCCCCAUCCAUUUCAGAUUGUGAGGUGAAGGAAGUGGGCUAUGACGGUUUCAUGAAGAAAUCAUUCUACAGUGACAGGAGCUCAGCCACUGAUUCCGGAAGCAGCGGAAGUGACUUAAGCCAUGAAAACGGAUUCUUCAGCCCAGAGAGUGGUUUUACUCGUGGACCUGUUGAGCCCAUGUUGAGCUUAGGUUUAGAGAUGGCAGCUCUAAAUCCUCCACCCCUAGAACUACCAAGAAACCUUCAUCAUAACCACCACAACCACCAACCUCAAAUCUACGGGCGUGAGUUCAAGAGAAAUUCAAGAAUGAUGAAUGGCAGCAAAAGAAGCAUCAGAGCUCCUAGAAUGAGAUGGACUACAACCCUCCAUGCCCAUUUCGUACAUGCAGUCCAGCUUCUUGGCGGCCAUGAGAGAGCAACACCAAAAUCAGUCUUAGAGUUGAUGAAUGUGAAAGAUCUAACUUUAGCUCACGUGAAGAGUCACUUGCAGAUGUAUAGAACAGUGAAGAGCACUGACAAAGGAACAGCAAGAGCGAUGGCUCUCUGCAUUGCAGGUCAAGGGCAAACAGAUAUGGGUUUGAACCAAAGGACAGGGAUCGGUCAAGUGGCGCUAGGAGGAUUAUCUUGUGAUAAAGCUGAUGCCACCCCUUCUUUUUCUUCCAAUACACCUCAACCUUCAACACCGCAAAAAAUCUCACGAUCUUCGUGGUCAUUAUCAAUGGAGACAAACGAUGAAGGCCGCCUCAGUCAUGAAAAUGGGCUAAAAUAUUCUCAUCUCAUGGCAAAUGACACCAAGAUGGAAGGACAUAAGGUUGCCCUCCAUGUGGCUGAAGGAGCAAAAGAGAGGGUGGAUUCUAGCGCCUUGUCACCGUCGGAUAUGUUGCUUAAUCUCGAGUUCACCCUUGGAAGACCAAGUUGGCAAAUAGACUACGCGGAUCAAUCUCCGAAUGAGCUAGCUCUUCUCAAGUGUUAAGUAUUAUGAAUUUCAUAGAUAAUGUGUUUUCAGAGAGAGAGAAAAUCUCUAGUAUGCAUGAAAUCUGUUCUCGAAAUUUUGUCCUGAGUAAGUAAAAAAAGGGGAAAAAGAGAAGGGAAUUCAUUAAUGGCCAUAACCCUCUCAUUUGAAUCAUUCCUAGGAGUGUAAGAGUUCCAAGGCAUCCUUAACCCAUUGGUCCAAUAUUUCCUCCUAGGCUCGAACGGACCUAAGGGUCAUGGCAAUUAAUUUUUUCAUGGUCAGUACUGGGGCCAUGGGGCACCUAUCAAUGGGAACCCGGUGUGAAGUAUUUGUGGCUGCGUCUUGUCAAUCAUUUUUCCCUUGGUUUGAAAGUCAAGCUGGUAUUUAUAUCA
This is a messenger RNA of Vitis riparia (riverbank grape), 2158 nucleotides long. RefSeq names its product probable transcription factor KAN4. The record is from RefSeq and is a predicted model, not a curated record. Gene Ontology annotation, molecular function: transcription cis-regulatory region binding. Gene Ontology annotation, biological process: regulation of DNA-templated transcription; abaxial cell fate specification. Gene Ontology annotation, cellular component: nucleus. Lineage: Eukaryota; Viridiplantae; Streptophyta; Magnoliopsida; Vitales; Vitaceae. The transcript has 6 exons. Bases 747 to 1787 code for a protein of 346 amino acids.